AUGACGUCUACGAAGUCGAAUGUAACUCAAGAGGCAGUACCUAAAGUAAACACGAAUAUGAAUGUCAAUAAUAUGAACGUCGGAUCAAUUCCGGAGUCGUCCGGUGUACGGCAUGACCAAACAAACAAUAACGGUAAUAGACGUGUUUUGAAAAGAAACAGGGUUUCGUAUGUGUGUUUUGCUUGUCGGAAAAGAAAGACGCGAUGUGAUAGAGGAAACCCUUGUGGCAGGUGUGUUGCAUUGAGCACAGAAUGUGUGUAUGCGAUUCCAGAAUUGAACGUCACUAAGAAGUUGAAUGUUGCGGAACCUGCUGUGCCUGGAAAAGGACCCACGCAGCAGCCCCCGUUACCAACAGGUGAAGUAUUCAUAACAACCCCCCACAAUGGAACGGGAAGUAUACCUGUAGCCCAUGAACACGGAGGCUUGCAUAGUAUGAAUCCCAUGCAACAGCUUUCGCCUGCCAUGCCAUCGAUCCAAUCACAAGGCACAAGUACUAAUUUGAAGCCUGGCAUCCCAUCACCUACAACAACGUCGAUGCUACAUCCAGUUCACCAACAGCCGUCGUUGUUACAGCAAAAUUCGAAUGCAGAUAUGAUGAAAAUCGCCAAACUUGAAGAAGAACUCAUGUAUUGGAAGAAAAAAGCGAUGUCAUUUGGACCAGGAUCUUCUCUACAUCCAACAACGGGCUCGUAUUCAGAUAUGACGUCGACUCAAUCUUACUCCAGCACAUUUAUGGAAUCACCUGGCGUAGGAAAUGGCGCUAAUUUAUCUGGCGCAGAUGGAUGUGACAACCAAAUUAUAAAUAAUCAGUCUUUCAAUAAUGUCCGACUGAGCUUGGAUGAUUGCGAAAGUACCUACUUUGUUCAUGAAUACCUACGUGCCUUACAUCCCCCUUUCAGUUUCCCAUCGCUAAUAUUUAGGGACAGACAUCUCACAUGCAUGUUUGCUUCGAUAUUUGGCUUCACCUAUACUGAUAUAAUAAAAUACGUUGGUGAAAACGAAGAAUUAACGAUACAAAACUUAAUGAAAUACGGAAAUUCAGCUCUUAUCUCAAACGAACAUACAAUCUUGUACUAUUAUGAACCUAUUCUUAUUAAACAUGUUCAACAAGCUCGAAAUCAAAAUCAGCUUAAAUCAGUUCCCGUCAUUAUAUUCACAAAGGGUGACAGAAUUGAGGAAUUGGUUGAAACAGAAUUCCCUCCAGCUCUCACUUCUCUACUCGAUGAAAUCUUAGAAAAGCUUCCUCCAACUGAAACAGGAUUACAGUUGUACAUCAACCACUUCCUCAAAUGUAUAUAUCCAUUUUACCCAUUCUUGAACGUGGAAACCUUUCUGGAAGCUAUUGGCCGGUUGAUAACGUACGACCCUAAUGUCAUCAAUGCUGGUGGAAAACCCUCGUGGAACAUAAAAAAAGAAACCUUACGGAAGGAUUUGGAGUACUUGACCUUAUUGAUGAUAGUAAUCCAAAUAUCUCAUGACUUACUCAGCGUGUCCUUAGACGAGGAUGUAAAAAUGGACGUGAAAACCUUAGAUUUGACACCAUUGAGUAUUCACUCGGAGUCAUGGCUUUCUUUCUCAAAAAGACUCUUCCUAAUUUUGAACGUGAGUAGAUUUCACUCCGAAGACGUAUUUUGUUGCAUGUUAUAUCAGCGUAUCUGUUACUCGUUUUCUCCUCGUGAAAGCAACUUACUUCUCGACCCUCAUCCGCUUGUACAUUCAAGUCAGUUGUUACAAGAAGCUCUAGUAUUAGGGUUACACAAAGAUCCUACGAACUAUAAGUCGUUAUCGAACCACUCCGUUCAGCCCACGGAGAUUUCAAACUACAGAAGAAAACUAUGGUUAGGGUUAUGUAACAUUAUUUUCCAAGAAACUUUACCUUUAGGAUCUACUGCAAAGGUAGAAGAAUAUCAUAGCUACUUUUUCAAGAAUCUCGAUAAUAUUUCAUUUAUGGAAGCGGUUAGAUUUUCAUUAACACCAGCCAAUACAUUUGACUAUAGGCUAAUUGAUAUGGCGAUAAAAAAGUAUCAGAUUGGACUCUUGAUGGCAAAAAUUCAAAAGGCCUGUACGGGUCUAACUCCCUCUCCUAUUUCUGAAAUACUAUUUUUGAUUUCUAAACUUGAAGCAGAGGUCUUGAAAUUCGAGAAAUUAAAACUCACCUCCGAAGGCAUAAAAGAAACUAUUAAAUUUCAUUCGUUAGAAUGCUCUAUGGAUAUAUCUAGCGUAAUACGGUGUGAAAUUAUUAUCAUGAAACUCGUUUCAAACUCUUUGAUUCACAAUGUUCUCUGGUCAUUAUUUUUAAAAGUUGAGGAGAAGGUUAAUGCUGACGAAAGCUACAAUUACUAUACACUACAUGCGAAGCUUUUUGAAAAAAUGAUGCUACACUCAUUUAAAUUUUACGGUCUAAUGUCCCAACUCUUUUCUAAUGAUUUCGAGAAGGAUACUGUUAAGUAUCGAUACUCCUUAACAAAACAAAUACAACAAAGUUAUCUAAGAAUUUCGUUAUGGUUCAUCAGCAUUUUGCUCAAGCUUUCAUUGGUUCAAAAAGACCUUGAAACAAAUGGAAGUACCCCAAAUUCUGUUGUGACAAAUUCAAACAUUGAAAUACACGACUCAAAGCUAAUGGUGAUUAAGGACCUUUAUAAAAUAUCAGAAAAUGCUUUCAUUUCACUCGUUCGCCAAUCAAAAAAAUAUAGCAUCUUGAAGACAAGUAUGCUUUUCAAUAAAACGCAGUGUCUGUUUUCUUAUUUCGUGCAGAUUCUCCAAAUGGAUCGUUUAUUAGCCAUAUCAACUAGAUUAUGGGAUAUGAAAAUAGAGAAUAAAGAAAUCCCACAAAGGGUCAUACAAUCUUUACGCAAAAAAUGGUCUAUUAAUAUUGAAGAUGCUGAAGUGAUGCGCUCGAAUUUUUUUGCAAGCUCAUCCCUUCAUUUGUUGGAUUAUGAAACAUGGAGUAACAUUCAAAAAUAUAUCCAUUCAAUGAAUAUUCCACUUGCACAACAAUCAAGUGCACAAUUUGCAAAGGAUGCACCAUUAUAUCAAGGUUCAUCUGCUUUGGACACCUCAAUAGAUUUGAAUCUAGACUUUUCCAGCUUCUUCGACUUGGAUUCAAACUUCGGCUUGCCUUCGUUAUCCUUCUAA
Messenger RNA from Kluyveromyces marxianus DMKU3-1042, 3135 nucleotides. RefSeq names its product Zn(II)2Cys6 transcription factor (gene RDS1). The record is from RefSeq and is a predicted model, not a curated record. Lineage: Eukaryota; Fungi; Ascomycota; Saccharomycetes; Saccharomycetales; Saccharomycetaceae. The transcript has a single exon. Gene Ontology annotation, molecular function: zinc ion binding; DNA-binding transcription factor activity, RNA polymerase II-specific. Gene Ontology annotation, biological process: positive regulation of transcription by RNA polymerase II. The coding region runs from base 1 to 3135 and encodes 1044 amino acids. Gene Ontology annotation, cellular component: nucleus.